Molecule: messenger RNA, 2469 nt
Organism: Pestalotiopsis fici W106-1
Lineage: Eukaryota; Fungi; Ascomycota; Sordariomycetes; Amphisphaeriales; Sporocadaceae
Exons: 1
Coding region: 1-2469 (822 amino acids)
Biological process (GO): regulation of DNA-templated transcription; DNA-templated transcription
Cellular component (GO): nucleus
Molecular function (GO): DNA binding; zinc ion binding; DNA-binding transcription factor activity, RNA polymerase II-specific
Source: RefSeq, a predicted model, not a curated record
AUGGCGACUUCGUCGCACAAUCCUUUUCCUCGAUCUCCCAAUCCAUCCACAAGGUCAUACGACUCAUCCUCGGUGUCUUCGGCAACUUCGCCCAAGCCUUCAACUCAGUAUCUCGGCAGCUUGAUGGGCACAAGCAGCACGAGGGCGAACAUUGUUCACGCCCCUCAGCCUAUUGGAAUUCCUCCUCUGCCAUCCGCUACACAAUCUGUUUUUCAACCAUAUACACCAAUGACGGGAAACUCAAUAAUGGGUCGGGACUCGCUACCUUCGAAUGACUCUGUAGCAGGCACACCAGGGCUGUCCAACGCUCAAUUAUCAGCCAAUGUUCAAGCACAGAAGCGCGCAUACAGGCAGAGGAGAAAGGACCCUUCAUGUGAUGCUUGCCGGGAGAGAAAGGUCAAAUGCGAUGCCACAGAGACGACGAGCUGUUCCGAAUGUUCCAGUCGCAAUGUGAAAUGUCAAUUUACCAAGGAAACCAAUCGGCGGAUGUCUUCCAUCAAGCAGGUACAAGACCUGGAGAAACAGAUUGAGCGCGUCCGGAGGGAGAAUAGCAGUCUCAGAAGAAUGCUGAGCGAGCGCGACGGUCAGAUGGAUAUCGAUAUGGAGGGCGCAGACCACCUUCCCGUUCCCAUCCCGGAGAUCAACUCGAACCCCAAGCAACGGAAGCGGGCAGCGCCAAACCAUGAUCCAGCAAGAGAGCGGGCCAACUUCCGGAACUUCUCCAAAGGCCUGUUCAAGCCGCCAAUGCCCUAUCGACAACCUCCGUCGUCGAUCCUUUUUGAUCCACCACUACCACAGCUGCCUCCGAAGCCAGCCACAACUGCCUUGCUGCAUUCGUACUAUGGCGCGCUCCAUGUAAUGAUGCCGCUGCUACACUGGCCUACGCUGCAGCACGAUGUGGAAGAAUUGUAUCAACCUGGUGGAAUACAGCGAGCUCCCAAGUCCUGGCUGUCCCUGUUCUUCGCCGUUCUUGCUGUUGGUAGCCUGUUCAGUACUGAUCCCCACCCGGAUCGUACUUACCGAGCGGCAGAAUUUUUGGAAGUUUCAAGGACUAUGACGGACCCAUGGAACAAUGAUUUUGAUCUCGACAGCGUCAGGGCUUCGCUUCUAACAUUUAUUUCAUUGCAAGAGUUGAACCUCAAAUCAGCGGCAUGGACAUGGUUGGGUGGUGUCGUGAGAGCAGCCCAGGACCUUGGUCUCCAUCUCGAGACGGGAACGAGGUCCCGGCUGGAUGCCGACAUGAGGAGGAGGGUUUGGUGGGCUAUUUACAUCGUCGACCGGAUGACGGCCUUGGAACUUGGACGGCCAGCGCUGAUACACGAUUCGGACUGCGACGUUGCCCUGCCCGAACCCAUCGACGAUCACUUUCUAUCUCCCGAGGGUCCAGUACAUCCGGUGAAUGUGGAGCCACUGACACACUCUCUUCACGUCAUCAUCAACGUCGUUCGUUCCAUCCCUGCGAUAACUCAAGCCUCUGCGACUACUCCCAUUGCGCCUACGAGGUUGUCGACCUUUGACGCACACUUUAUCGCGUGCCAGAGAGCUUUCCCUGCUGCUUGCGACCCUUCGAGCAACCUGCCAAUACCUCCUCACAUGCUCAUGCCACUUGCCUACUUGCUCAAUACCAGGCUCCUCCUUCACCGAAACAACCUGUCUCCAGCAUGUCCACCCGGGGUCCGAACUGUGGCCAUAGAGCAGUGUACUCAUACAUCAAUUGAGACGGCUCUGCUCAUUGGAAGGACCAACGCGAGCCUCGCCGACACAGCAAACACAUUGUUAACGCAACAUGUGUUCCGAUCCGCCUUGUUCCUCAUUUUGACGGGCCACAAUGAGUACGCAGCGACCUGCGUACGUGCUCUGAAGUCGAUCGAUGCCCGACGAGAUGUUGCAAUCCCUUGCGGUAGAUUCAUAUCCUUCUUUGUUUCCAUUGUGUCGAGCAAGCGUUCAGAGUUUGCGGCUUAUUACCCACGAUCAAUUCCGGUCCAAGGUUACCAGCACCAACCCCCGUCCAGCCAAGCAAUCCAGGACCGCCUCCUCGCCGAUGAGGAAUUGCUCACUUACGUCAGCGCCGAUCUACAAGCUGGCAGCGAGACAAGCUGGAUCUGGGCCGGGGCGGAGCGAGACGCGGCCAUUACCUCGGCCCCGGCAGGCGGAGGCCUAACUCGGGUCGAGAAUAGAACUGGCCUUGUCCAAGAAGAGCUUCAAGACUGGGGAGGUUGGGAUCGACUGGACGGUCUUCUCCGCGGAGCGCCCACGGGACCCUGGCCUGCUGCGCCUACAUACACGUCUCCAGCGCCUCAUCAGUCGCUUCCUCCAGCACUCCCACCAACGCUUCCACCCAUCAAAAUGGAGGCAAGCCCAUCCGUUCCGCGGCCAAGCACCACCGGCCCAGAAAGUGCAGGGAAUAGUCCAGUACCGGGUGCUGCCAAGCGAAAUACGGAGCGUAUUAGUAUCGCCAAUAUAAUCUGA